Diaporthe citri is the source of this 534-nucleotide messenger RNA. RefSeq lists its product as uncharacterized. The record is from RefSeq and is a predicted model, not a curated record. The transcript has a single exon. NCBI's taxonomy places the organism in Eukaryota, Fungi, Ascomycota, Sordariomycetes, Diaporthales, Diaporthaceae. Bases 1 to 534 code for a protein of 177 amino acids. Gene Ontology annotation, molecular function: catalytic activity.
AUGACGAAAACCGCUCACUCGCCCACAGAGCUCCUGUCCGCAAUCCUCACGACCACAGAGAAGGACAUCAUCCCCCUCACAGCGGCAGGGGUCAAGUCAGGAUGCAAGCUCUUCGGCGCCGCGAUCCUGACGCGCCCGGGGCUCGAGGCGCACACGGUGGCGACCAACAACGAGCGGGCGUCCCCGCUGCUGCACGGGGAAAUCAAUUGCAUCCAGGAGUUCUUCAAGGAGGGGGCCGACGGGUCCUCCGCCCUGCCGCCGACCCGGGACUGCGUCUUCUUCGCGACGCACGAGCCGUGCUCGCUGUGCCUCAGCGGCAUCACGUGGGCCGGGUUCAGGGAGUUCUACUACCUAUUCACAUAUGAGGACUCGCGGGAUUUGUUUUCCAUCCCGUACGACAUCGACAUCCUCCAGGAGGUGUUUCGCGUGCGCGCGCCGGGCGAUUCGGACGAGAGCCUCGCCGCGGCCGCUCUACAACAGGGCCAACAAGUUCUUUACGGGGAGGAGCCUGGCGGAGGUGGUGGAGGGGAUUGA